GGAUUGCAAGCGGCUCGUUAGGAAUUGUUCACGAAUCGAAUGGACGUUUUGAGAAAAUAGAAGACUCAAAUUGUAUAAUCUUAGCGAUUCGUGAAAUGUUCAGGUAUUUACUCCAGUGCAGUGGUUUUCGAAAUAAAAACAUUGAUAUAACUAAAAAGAGAAUAAUUAAUGCUGCGGAGACAUGCUGAUAUAAAGGGAAUGUUUGACUCUGGAAAUGAGAUAUAACAUAUUUUGGCUUCUGAAAUGCCACUUCUUGUGCUGCAUAUUCUCUCCUUGGAAUCUCGUGUUUGGACAGAUUCGUUACUCAAUUCCUGAAGAACUGCAACUCGGCGCCUUUGUUGGGAAUAUCGCUGAGGAUCUCAGCUUAGAUGUAAAGCAGCUCCCGGCUCGCAACUUGCGAAUGGUAGCCAGGACCAACAAACAAUACGUGGAUAUAAAUUUGGACAUUGGCAUUUUACGGGUGACGAAAAUAAUUGACAGAGAAGAGAUUUGCGGACCGAGCCUCAGUUGUGUGCUAAGCUUCAACGUUUUCCUUGAAAAUCCUUUAAAGCUGUACCAGGUUGCAGUGGAGAUUCUCGAUGUAAAUGACAAUGCUCCCAGUUUCCCAAAUACACAAUUCCGCCUAGAAGUGUCAGAGCGUUCUACUCCUGGAACGCGCUUUCCACUCGAGCCCGCGCACGAUCUGGACGUUGGAACCAACUCCGUACAAACCUACGAGCUCCUUCCGAACGAUUAUUUUUUUCUCGAUGUACAGAUGCGCAGUGGUAAUGUAAAAUCCCCGGUACUAGUGCUGCAGAGUACCUUGGAUAGAGAAGCGGAAACCAGCCACAAAUUAACGUUGAUAGCCAAGGACGGCGGAGUGCCCGUGAGGUCGGGCUUGGUUCAGAUAUCGAUAACUGUAAAGGAUGCAAACGACAACGCUCCCAUCUUCUCCCAGUCAGUUUACAGAGUCAGUCUGUUAGAGAACGUAGCCACAGGAACGCAGGUAAUCAUACUAAAUACCACUGACUUGGACGAUGGCCCCAAUGGAGAGAUAAGCUACUCGUUUGGUAGCCACACUUCAGCUCGAGUUCGAGAGCUGUUUGGGGUGAAUUCCAAAACUGGUGAAAUUAUAGUAAAACGGACGUUGGACUAUGAACAAACCAGUGUCUUUGAGUUAAACAUUCAGGCUACAGACGGAGGUUCUGACGCUAUGUCGGGGCACUGUGAUGUUUUGGUAAAUAUUAUUGAUGUGAAUGAUAACCCACCUGAGGUGAUUUUGACGUCUUUAUCGAGUACAAUAUCGGAAAAUGUAGCUAGUGGGACUGUAGUCGCUCUGUUCGCUGCAGCAGAUAAAGAUUCGGGGAGAAACGGGCAGGUACAAUGUCAUAUUUCAAAUAAAUUGCCAUUUAAACUGGAUUCUUCUUUAAAGAAUUUUUAUGGAAUACUUGUUCAUCAUUCACUUGAUCGUGAAAACACUUCCAAGUAUGACGUUACAAUAACAUGUUCGGAUGCCGGAAAUCCUCCACUUACAUCCAAGAAAACUAUUCGCGUCGAGGUAACCGAUGUAAAUGACAACGCGCCACAGUUCAGUCAAUCUGUAUUUACAGCAAGCAUAAUGGAGAAUAAUGAGAUUGGCGCUUCUAUAUUUUCUAUUACAGCCUUUGAUCCCGACGUUGGAGUAAACGCAAAAAUGAAAUACUUUAUUCUGGAGACUCAAAUUCAGAACGCCUCGGUAUUCAGUUACAUCUCUAUUAACCCGGACACUGGUGUCAUUUUCGCUCAAAGAUCUUUCGACUACGAGCAACAUAGAAACUUUCAGAUUCAAGCUCAGGUCAUGGACUUUGGGACGCCAUCACUUGCAAGUAAUGUUUCAGUGGAUGUGAUUAUCCUGGAUCAAAAUGACAAUGUGCCAGUCAUCGUACAGCCAUUCGCCGAAUUUGGGUCAACAGCAGUUGACACAAUAUCCAGGUUUGCAGAACCAGGCUACUUGGUUGCCAAGGUAUCCGCCACUGACGCUGACGCCGGUCAGAACGCUCGUCUUUCUUAUUCCAUUUUUCAGGCUACCCAGCAUAACCUUUUUACUAUUUCACCAGACACUGGGGAAAUUUGGACAAUCCGUCGUGUCGUUACUAAAGAUGCCUCUAAGCAAAGGUUGGUGAUUCUGGUAAAAGAUAAUGGAUCACCAUCU
This is a messenger RNA of Rhincodon typus (whale shark), 2170 nucleotides long. RefSeq names its product protocadherin-10-like. Gene Ontology annotation, molecular function: calcium ion binding. NCBI's taxonomy places the organism in Eukaryota, Metazoa, Chordata, Chondrichthyes, Orectolobiformes, Rhincodontidae. Gene Ontology annotation, cellular component: plasma membrane. The record is from RefSeq and is a predicted model, not a curated record. The transcript has a single exon. The annotation marks the transcript as partial. Gene Ontology annotation, biological process: homophilic cell-cell adhesion.